Messenger RNA from Hansenula ciferrii, 396 nucleotides. RefSeq names its product gluconokinase. Gene Ontology annotation, cellular component: cytoplasm. Bases 1 to 396 code for a protein of 131 amino acids. Lineage: Eukaryota; Fungi; Ascomycota; Saccharomycetes; Phaffomycetales; Wickerhamomycetaceae. The transcript has a single exon. Gene Ontology annotation, molecular function: gluconokinase activity. The record is from RefSeq and is a predicted model, not a curated record.
AUGUCCAAUAAUAUACCAUUACAAGAUGAAGAUAGAUGGGGUUGGUUGGAACAAAUAUCUUUGCAAUCAGCACAAGCAGCAUCUGAAGUUGAAUCACAAGUAUCAGUUGUAUCAUGUUCAUCAUUGAAAAAAGUAUAUAGAGAUUUGAUUAGAUCUAAAUCAUCAGAUACAAAAUUUAUUUUCAUCUUUUUAUAUGCCACAAAGGAAGAAUUGAUAAGAAGAACUGAAUUAAGACCUUCACAUUAUAUGAAAUCAUCAAUGGUGGAAAGUCAAUUUGCAAUUUUAGAAUUACCAAAACCUGAAGAAGAAUCUAAUACAACAAUUAUUGAUGCUACGAAAACUUCAAUUGGAGACGUUACAGCACAAACUUAUGCAUACACACAAAAGUUUAUUUAA